Molecule: messenger RNA, 1890 nt
Organism: Penicillium chermesinum
Lineage: Eukaryota; Fungi; Ascomycota; Eurotiomycetes; Eurotiales; Aspergillaceae
Product: WD40 repeat domain-containing protein
Exons: 5
Coding region: 1-1890 (629 amino acids)
Biological process (GO): regulation of transcription by RNA polymerase II; chromatin organization
Cellular component (GO): SAGA complex
Molecular function (GO): TBP-class protein binding; transcription coregulator activity
Source: RefSeq, a predicted model, not a curated record
AUGGCUCCUCUCGAGGACGAUGAUGACCGCGAUCUUGCGGGAUCCCAGGAUGGCAGCUCCGACAAUGAGAACGAGCUCGACGACCCAAUGCGUGAUGCCGACGACGGCGAUAACGAAGAGGAAAAUGACGGUGACGGUGACGCCGAUGGCGACAAUGAACAGGAUGGCGAUGGCGAUGGCGACGGCGAUGGGGAUGGCGACGGCGAUGGGGAUCAAGACCCCGACAGCCCUUCCAAUGCAAGCCAGACCUCGGAUGGCCCUGGUUCAGCUUCCCAACAAAAUCGUGAGAAUGGAGCUAGGGAUUCGAAUGAAAACACAGGCAGUUCAUUCUCCGAAUUCUCGAUCUACCACCCCCCAGUUCGCCCCGAGUGCCUCACAGCUGAGACCUACGACAUUGCUCCGACAACAGCGGCGCCACAUAGCACGUCGAUCAAUGCCGUGACGUCUACAGCUGAUAUGCGCUGGGUAUUUAGCGGUGGAUCUGACGGAUAUGUCCGGAAAUUUAAUUGGGCGGAAUCUAUCAAUAGCAAGCUUAUGCUGACCGUCGCGCAAAGACACCCGUUCGUUGACAGCGUCGUGAAAGCUGGAGUGCUGAUGACAUACUGGGAAAAUUUAGAUGGGAAUAGCUUAUCUCCGGUCUAUUCAUUGGCCUGCCAGAGCGAGGGGCUAUGGUUGCUUUCCGGCCUGGAGUCGGGAGCUAUCCGCUUGCAGACCUUACGGCACGACGAAGGGAGAGAAAUCAUACAAUUGCGUCAGCAUACGUCGGCAGUAUCAUCGUUAACCUUGACCUCCGAUGAGCACUCUUUACUGUCUGGUAGUUGGGAUAAACGUGUGCUUGAUUGGGAUCUGAAUACAGGACAAGCUCGUCGUGCUUUCGGUCGUGCUUUCGGGGGAGCGCAGGCCAAAUAUCCGCCGUGCAGCUUCGACCCGAUUCCACCUAAUGGCACAUACUCGAACAAUUACUCUGCUGCGGGUACGGGAAGUUCGAACGCAAUGGAUACAUCAGCGGACGCAGGCGACACAGGUGCAGCUGAGAACCCGCAGGCGGGAUCUCCUGCGGAUUCUCUCUUCGGCGGCGCAGAUUCAUUAUUUGGCGAUGCGGACGGUGGUGCAGCAGAUGGAGGAGAGCCAUCUGGUGGGGUCUUUGGUGUUGAUGAAGAUGACGAAUUUGGACGGGCGAUUCCGAAUGGUCUUGCGGACGCCGAUGCACCGGGGGAAGUUGAGAAUGAUAUCCAGGAUUAUCUUACCGGAGCAGGGACUGACCAUGUGGCCGCGCAACCUGACACCAAUGGCGAGGCUCAUCAAGAAUCAAAUACCCAGAUGCCAGAUGCUGAUGCUUCGCAUGAGACGGCACAGCCAGCUGUCAAUGGACUUCCCAAGACAGAGGAUUUUGAGCCUUCAAAACAAGUAACGGACUUCCAGUCAGCAUUGCCCACCAAUCAACAAAGCACUGGAGCUGAUACAACGUUUUUGGCGGCCUCCAUGGACGGUACUAUCAGGGUGUGGGACCGGCGGCAACCUGACCCUAUAGCUCGAAUCUCUCCCCGCAAUGUUCCUCCAUGGUGUAUGAAUGCAUGUUGGUCUCCGGACGGCAACUUCAUCUACGCUGGUCGUCGUAAUGGGGUUGUGGAAGAAUUCAGUUUACACAAGGGCCUCCUCUGUGCCUCGUAUGAUAUUCUACGUUUAUAUGAUUUGCAACACGACCAAGCACCUGCGAGUCGACACUCUACUACUCCGUUCCUCAUCAUUCCAGGCCAUCGUACUGGAACCAUCUCCCAACUUUACAUCGAUAAUGCGUGCAGGUUCAUGAUCUCAACUAGUGGAAACCGUGGCUGGGAAGGAAACUCUACUGAAGUACUACUGGGUUAUGAAAUUGGGGUUCCACAAUAA